AUGCGGCUGUGCUGCUCGGGGAAGGACGAGGCUGACUCGCUGCGGUCGGGACUGGAAAAUGGACUUACGAAAGAUCCAUUAGCAGGGAAAGAUAUAGAAAAAUUUGGAUUUUAUCAGAUGGUGAUGUUCGCAUUUCUUAGCAUACCGUUAAUACUAUCGGCAGGAUUUACGCUGUCUUACGUAUUUACUGCGGGCGAGGUUAAAUACAGAUGUUUAGUGCCGGAAUGCGAGUAUUCAGGGAACACGACGUUUGAACCGCUGUGGGUCAAUGCUUCCGCACCGAAAAUUGACGGGGUCAUUUCCGGUUGCACGCGUUACGUGGUGCGAGAUGAUCGCCCGGGCACAUGCACGGAAACAUCGUUCACCAACGUCACUCGCGAUUGCGAUUCUUGGAUUUACGAUCCGGACGAGCAUACGAUACUCAACGAGUGGGGCUUUACCUGCGACACUAAUCGAUGGAAACUCACAAUGGUGGGCACAAUGCAGAAUAUCGGUCAGUUCGUCGGCUUGAUGUUCGCUGGAUACAUAUCUGACAGGUAUGGGAGACGAACCUUUUUGACGGUGGCGACGUCUCUGUCUGGAGUCAGUGGCUUGAUACAUUCCUUCUCCGUGAAUUAUUGGAUGUUUCUCGCAUUCGAAUUCCUCGAUGCCAGCAUGGCGGCUGGAAUUUACAGCGCGGGAUUUAUUUUAGGGUUGGAGACGGCGGGAAAGAAAAACAGAGUCUUUGGAAGUACUAUAAUCUGCUGCAUGUUCGCCGCUGGUGAGAUUUUGCUAGGAUUGAUCGCGAGUUGGCUAAGAUCUUGGCGAACGCUACUUAGGGUAGUAUAUGGGCCGGCACUGUUAGCCGUCUUCCUGCCUCUGCUCAUUCCAGAAUCAAUUAGGUGGUUGCUGACAAAGGAUAAACAUAAGAAAGUGGAAGAAAUAUACCGUAAAAUGGCUCAAAUGAAUGGCUUGCCAGUAACGAACGAGGCCAUCAAUAUGUUUAAAGAAAUAAAUGUAGAUAAGAAAGGGACGAACAGCAAGCUGGUGGUAUCGGACGAAAGGAAACCGAUCGUGCAAGUUCUACAUAGUUCAGUGAUACUCAUUCGACUGCUGAUCUGCUCGUUCUGCUGGCUCACGAACACGUUCGUUUAUUACGGACUAUCGUUGAAUUCCGUGGCGUUCGCUGGAGAUAAGUACAUCAAUUUUGUGCUCGUCGCGGUGGUCGAGAUACCGGCGUAUUGCCUCGCUUGGGUGCUGACCGAUUACAUUGGCCGUAAACCAACGCUCUCCGGCUCAUUCCUGCUGAGCGGAGCGUUCUGCCUUGCAAUCCAGUUCGUACCGGCAGGAUCCUGGAGUUACGGGCCUUUACUUUUAUACAUGGCUGGAAAGUUGUGUAUCACCAUGGCGUUCGCUACCGUCUACGUCUUCACGGCGGAGCUGUUCCCGACGACGCUCAGACAUUCCCUGCUCGGAAUCUGCAGCAUGACAGGCCGUGUCGGGUCAAUUUUAUCGCCGCAAACGCCUCUUUUGGCGCAAAUAAUGCCGUCGCUACCGCUCAUCCUGUUCGGGUCCAUGGGCAUGAUCGCGGGCAUCCUGUCUCUGAUUUUCCCUGAAACUUUAGGGACGAAACUUCCGGAUACUGUGUGGGAGGCAGAGAGGAUCGGCAAGUCAAACGAGACUCGCGAAAUUCCGGAUAGUACGCCACACCAGAGAAGCACACCGUAG
This is a messenger RNA of Cyphomyrmex costatus, 1707 nucleotides long. Its product is annotated as solute carrier family 22 member 4. Gene Ontology annotation, biological process: transmembrane transport. Gene Ontology annotation, cellular component: membrane. The transcript is spliced from 10 exons. The coding region runs from base 1 to 1707 and encodes 568 amino acids. NCBI's taxonomy places the organism in Eukaryota, Metazoa, Arthropoda, Insecta, Hymenoptera, Formicidae. The record is from RefSeq and is a predicted model, not a curated record. Gene Ontology annotation, molecular function: transmembrane transporter activity.